AUGAGGCGUAACUCUGUCACCAUCCUCAAACUGUUGGUGGUGGCAGUUGUGUUUGUGUUGGCUGGACCCAUGUUACUCAAACAUUUGCUUGGUGGCAGCAAGAGAAGUCUCACCGAGGAGUUUGUGGAUGCAGGCAAUGGCAUGCCAGUAAAUCCUGAUGUAGUUAAAACUCACAAUGAGCUGCCUCCUGCAGAUGCUCCACUACAGAAAAUUGACUGGCAUAACUACAAACAGAUUGCUGAAGAGGAAGAACGAAAGGGUCCAGGUGAACAGGGGCAAGCAGUAAUACUGUCGCCAGAGGAAGAGAAGCAGAAAAAUGACCUGUACAAGGUCAAUGGGUUCAACGCCUUUGCCAGUGAUAAGAUUUCCUUACAGAGGUCACUCAAGGAUAUCCGUCAUGCUGACUGUAAAACUAAGAAAUACCUGAACCACUUGCCAAAUGCCAGUGUGAUUGUUCCAUUCCACAAUGAACAUUGGACCACACUACUCCGGCUGUGUUACAGCGUGCUUAACAGAGCUCCCAAAGGUUUAGUUCACGAGAUCAUCCUAGCUGAUGACUACAGUAAUAAAGAACACUGUGGAAAACCGUUGGAUGAUUAUUUGAAGGAACACUUUGACAAUGUGCGUGUGGUGCGUGCGAAGAAGAGGGAGGGACUCAUCCGAACACGUCUAAUGGGAGCCAAGGCAGCCACAGGGCAGGUCCUUAUCUUCCUGGACUCCCAUGUAGAGGCUAAUAUCAACUGGCUUCCUCCAUUACUAGAACCUAUUGCUGAGGACUAUAAAACAGUUGUCUGUCCUUUUAUUGAUGUGAUCGACUUUGAAACGUUUGCGUACCGUGCCCAGGAUGAAGGUGCACGAGGAGCAUUUGACUGGGAAUUUUUCUACAAACGAUUGCCUCUUCUGCCUGAGGAUCUCAAACACCCAGCUGAGCCCUUCAAUAGCCCAGUAAUGGCUGGAGGGCUGUUUGCCAUUAGUACAAAGUGGUUUUGGGAACUUGGAGGUUAUGACCCAGGUCUAGACAUCUGGGGAGGUGAACAGUAUGAACUGUCAUUCAAGCUGUGGCAGUGUGGUGGUAAAAUGGUGGACGCUCCAUGCUCAAGAAUAGGUCACAUUUACAGAAAGUUUGCACCUUUCCCUAACCCUGGUGUGGGAGACUUUGUAGGCAGGAACUAUCGACGUGUUGCUGAGGUGUGGAUGGAUGAAUAUGCAGAAUACCUGUACAAUCACCGCCCCCACUACAGAAACAUUGAUACAGGCGACAUAUCUGAACAGAAAGCCAUCCGUACCAAGCUCAAAUGUAAACCGUUCAAAUGGUUCAUGGAAAAAGUUGCUUUUGAUUUACCGAAGUUUUAUCCUCCAGUGGAACCUCCUCCAUUUGCAAAGGGAGAGAUAAGAAAUGUGGAGGCCAAUCUAUGUAUAGACACAAGAUACAAAGGACAGAAUGAGAGAUUCCAGCUGGAACCCUGUCUCAAAGACGGCAAGGGAGGGGGAGAACAGGAGUUCCAGUUUUCCUGGCACAAAGAUAUACGUCCAGGAAGGAGAAGUGUUUGCUUUGAUGUUUCACAGUCAAUUAAAAAAUCCCCUGUCAUCCUAUUUAAUUGUCAUGGGAUGGGAGGCAAUCAAAGAUUCAAAUAUAAUAUAGAUACUUCACAAAUUUACCAUGUGAUCAGUAAUCAGUGUCUGGACUGUGAUCCGGGUAGUCAUGAACUCUUCACAAAUCCUUGUGAUAAAAACUUAAAAUCACAACAGUGGAAAGUAGAAACUGUAAACGAAACAGCUGUUAGAGCAGAAUGGAAGGCAACAUAGUGACCAGUCACAAUUCUACCUGGUGUGGAGAUAUUAAGCGUGCCUGAUUCAACUGUUCACAGAAGUACAGGGACAAUGAUAACUUUGUUCACUGUGUCGUAAAUGACUUUUAUUUUAUAUUGUGCAGAUUUUUCCUUAAAGAGGUUUCGAUCCAUCAUUAAAUUCACAAAUAACAAUGUACAACACUAGCAUCUUUACAACAUGGUCAUUUUACAUCAAUACAGAGAAGUCACUGGUGCUGGUUUGGACAAAACAGACAGUUGAAUGUUUUUCUUAUUAGAAUUUGGUUUUCU
Molecule: messenger RNA, 2099 nt
Organism: Ylistrum balloti
Lineage: Eukaryota; Metazoa; Mollusca; Bivalvia; Pectinida; Pectinidae
Product: putative polypeptide N-acetylgalactosaminyltransferase 10
Exons: 12
Coding region: 1-1806 (601 amino acids)
Cellular component (GO): Golgi apparatus
Source: RefSeq, a predicted model, not a curated record